Gilbertella persicaria is the source of this 971-nucleotide messenger RNA. RefSeq lists its product as uncharacterized. The transcript has a single exon. The record is from RefSeq and is a predicted model, not a curated record. The coding region runs from base 59 to 964 and encodes 301 amino acids. Lineage: Eukaryota; Fungi; Mucoromycota; Mucoromycetes; Mucorales; Choanephoraceae.
GCCUCUGUUAAACAAGAAUAGUUCGCUUGAUGCAGAUUUUUAUAGGCUUGAUUUAAAAAUGCAGAGAAGCCUAGAAGGCUUGACUAAAAUUACAGAGCAAUUAAAUAUCAAGACAACUCUUGAGCAACAACCACCUGCUUUACUCGAUCUAAAGCCCUUAGAGCAAGAGAAACUCUCUCUUGAGAUGGAGUUGAAAAAGAACAAGGAACUACUAGAACAAGAAAGGGAUAGACAACAACGUUUAGAAAAAGAAAAAGAAGCUUUGGCUCGAAAAUUAGAAGUGUCUGAAGCAAAACAAAGGCAAGAUAAUAAGUGGCAGCAACAAAUCAAACAACUAGAGCAACAAUACGCUCAACUGACAGAAAAGAACCAAUCUUUAGUUGCAACAAUAGAACAACUCGAAGAACAUGCUCAAAAAGAAGUGCAAAGAAAAGAGCAGCAUGAACUCUUGUUACGAGAGAAUGCAGAGGAAUUAAAAGCCACAACUGAAGGCAUUUUAGAACGAGACCAAAAGAUAGAAGAAUUACAAGAGAACCUAAAAUACGUACAACAAAUCCUGGAAGAAAAAGAUGAGCUAUUAGAGAAAUGUGUGACAAAAGCACAAUUGGAUUCUGAACAGUAUGAUCGUCUUCAAGAUAGACUAGAACAAUUGGAAGCAGAGAACAUAGAAUUAAAACAAAGACUAAAAAAGAACAUAGCUUCACCUAUUGAGCAAGAAGAAACAGAGGGAAUGGAACAGUUAAAACAAGAGUUGGCUACAUGUCAACAGCAACUUUUACAAAAAACAUCUCAAAACAAAGAACUCGAAAGUGCAAUGGAGCGCGCAAAUGAUCACUGUGAGAUAUUGAGAACAAGCUUAAAUGAAUCGAGAGAAGAAUCAUCCAAUAGAUACCACAAAAUGAUUAGUUAUUUAGAAGAAAUACGUUUACUGAAGCAUGAAUUAAGUACAUAUAAAAAUCAAUAAUAAACAA